AACUAAUCGAAGAUUAUUCAUAUCGUAAUUAAUUACGAACCAUCUAUUGACUAUUGAGGUAAUAAAAUGUAGUAUAAUUUAUUUUUUGGACAUUCAAAAUAGUAUAAUGACUGCUUUUGUAAUUUUAUUAGAUCGGGGGCUUCUCUUUUUUUUCUUUUCUUUCUGGCGCUCUCUUCCUUCUCGGACAGUCUUCUUCACUCGGUCGCUCUUCUUCUUUGGUUCUACUUCUUCCACCCCUCUCUGGCUGCAAUUUCUCAGAACUUCAAAUUCUUCCAUCUUUGAGUUGAUUUCGAAUCCAUCCAAUUUUCUUCCGACCCAAUUCCCGGCGAGUGCUUAGGCUUUCCUUUCCCUUUUCCCUCAUUUGCGUCGUCUUAUGAUCGUCUACUUUACACCGAUUCCACCGUCAGUGUUGCGGCGUAAAAAUGUGAAUGGAAAGAGUGAAAAGUGACGGAAUCAGAACCGGCUGUUUCCUCAAAGCCCUAAUUCCUCCCUUGGUCGUGUAAAGCACAUAGCUGGGUUAGAAGAAUUUGUGAAGUUGCCGAGUUUUCUGACAUGUCUGACCCGCCUGUCGACGGUGACAGCCUCGUAUGGUUAUGGCUGAUUGAGUACCUAGCAAGCUUCCCAGAGACACACUCUUUAGUUCUCCUUCAAUUGAUAGAGCAAGCGUCAGCUUUCCCCACUGAUUUCGCCAAAAGCGCGAGGGAAAAGGUUGCUCUAAGGCGCUUUGAGGCUUUGUAUGCUAUGACAAAUGGGGUUCCAUCUUCUUCAGAGCCCAAGGUGACAAUCGAUCAGUCAAACAGCUGUGAAGAUAUGAUCCGAACAAUAUUGCAGGAGCUUCCGUUGUCAGAUAUGAGAAAGGGUGGGGCAGAGCUGUUGAAAUGGGAUAUUCAGCCUUUCAUUAUGCACAAGAAUGCUUCCAUGCCUAAAUGUGCUUUAGAGCAGAUAAAAGAGAUGAUUGUAGAAGGUUCCGACUCAUUUUCUGCUUUAUUGGCUAAAUGUAGUGGAUUGCCUAGGAAUUGUAAUGUCCAGGAGGAAAAUGGGCAUCCAUCCGAAGAAGGUACACAAAGAGAUACUGGUAGAUGUGGUCACAAGAGAGUUAAUGAUGACUCAAAGAAGAGCAAUUUUCUGAGCUCGCAAGGUCUGCUGAGUAAGGAGUUUAUGGCUGCAGCUGAUUUUUCAGACUACAAGAAAGCUAAGGAAAGGGCAUCUGUGACGUGGAAGCAACUAAGUGCAUUUCUUCAUGAAGUUCCAGAGAAUUUAUCAAUUGAAAAUUCUAAGAGAUCAUCUGAAGAUGGGACGAGGAACCUGCGGAAGAGAAAAGGCAAUCAAACGAAUAAUGGAAAAGAUGUCAAUGAAGGCAAUGAUAACCAAUUUCAGAAUGGAAAAGGUAGUGUACAAGUCGAGGCUGUGCCUGCCCAUUGUGUCAGCAAUCACCCUACUAGUGAACAGGAUCCAGGGGCUGUUCUUUCUGUUUCAAGAAGUACUUCAGAGAGUGAAAUCAACGGAAGAACUCAAUCGUGCCCAUCAGUAAGAGUACCGGAAAGACACCAGGACCUUGAUCUUCUUGGGCCCCCAUGCUUAGGUAAUAAUCCAUCGCGUGAAAAGAAAGAUGUAGUCUCGGGAGAACCGGGGCUAGCUAAAAGAGUGACUAAGAAGGACGUUCCAGAAAAGAUACUAGAGCACAAACCUGUGAUGCCUAUUCGUGCUGUCCCAAUGGGUGGAAGAGCUUCUACCAAUGAAAAUGAUAAAGCUAUGAGCCCUAACCACUCUUUGAUUUUGAAAAAGAGAAAAAGGAAGGAUCAAAUUUCUUCACCGAGGCGACGGAAAGUUCAAUGGACAGAAGCAGAAGAAACGAAGCUCAAGGAAGGGGUAGAGAAAUUCUCCAACAAUGGAAAUCUUUCAUGGAAGUCCAUAUUGGAGUACGGGAGGGCUGUUUUUGGUGAUACUCGCAAUCCCGAGGACCUUAGGAGUAAAUGGAAGAAGAUGUGUAAAAGAUAGUAAGAGUUAUCACUUAUCAGCCAGCCUGGUAAGUUUCAACUCAGUUUUUCCUCAUUUUUUCUUCUUCUUCUUUUCAUUCUUCUGCAUAUAUGCUUAUUUAUUGAUGCUUUCUGAUAGUUGGUAAUUCCCCGUGGUAGAUCUCAUCUUGAUGUAGAGAAUCUGAGCCCGGAAGCAGGUGUGUUGCUCUUUAUUUGAUGAAGGAUUAGCUUUUUCCCUCGUGUUCGUUUCUGGUUGCUUGUCUUCUUUUUCUGCAUGCAACAUGGUGUAAAUUCUUUCAUCCUAAACUCCAUUGCAGGUUGGACAACGACAUGUUUGUGGUUUCUGCAGCUGGCAAUACUUUUGUGGAGCUAUGAGGUCGUCAUAUUUCCUUCUCGAACCAAUAGUAUGUACAAAAUUUGCAGGGUUUUCUUUUGUGAUCGAUCUUCGUUGCUUAGUCAAUAGAGAUGGAGAUGCCACAGAGAAUUUUGAUCGAAGUUCUCGCUUCAGAUGAUGGUCUGAUGGCUUUUUGACCAAUCAUUUGGAAGCAGUAAUUAGAAUGUUGUCAUUAGACUCAUGAUACGUUUUGAAGUCUUCUUUGUAUGUAUAGUUUGCUAACUGCAACAGAGACAUGUAUAUGGUGUAACUCUGAAUGCACGAAUACCAGCAUAUGUAUUUAUUGAACUGAGAUAAUUGUGUUGAAUAGUAAGCAUUGGUGCAUAAUUGUCAUCCAGCCUAGCUUGUUCUAACUUCUACGGCUGUUGUAUCUUGACUCCAGUCUGUCCACCGACGGCCGGGAUUGUGGAUAAAUGAAUGAAUUUGGAGAAAUAGAGUCACAGAGAUAGGGCGGCAAACGAGCCGAGUCGAGUUUUUGCUUAGCUUGAGCUUGGCUCGUUUAUUAAUUUUUUUAGCUCGAGCUCGGCUCGAGCUCGAAUUUUGAUAAUCUAGUUCGAGCUUGUGCUCGACUCAAUAGAGCUCGAUAAAUGCUCAUUAACAUA
This is a messenger RNA of Linum trigynum, 2972 nucleotides long. Lineage: Eukaryota; Viridiplantae; Streptophyta; Magnoliopsida; Malpighiales; Linaceae. The record is from the annotation of a GenBank genome assembly.